This is a messenger RNA of Prorocentrum cordatum, 1161 nucleotides long. Lineage: Eukaryota; Dinophyceae; Prorocentrales; Prorocentraceae. The record is from the annotation of a GenBank genome assembly.
AUGAUAUCGGGGUCGGCGUGUUCCUACUACGGUUCCGACAGAUUCUUCAAAGGUUCAGGGGCGUUGACUCCCGACGUCUUCGUGACCAUCGACGUCGUCUUCUGUGCGCUGUUCACGGUCGAGCUACUUUUGAGGCUCGCUUUCCUGCGUGUGGAUUUCCUACGUGAUCCGUGGGGGUGGCUUGAUAUAGCCAUCGUGCUGACUACUAAUAUUACCACCUUCGUCGUCCUGGCAGGGGAGGGGGGAGAUACGAUGCCAGUCACGACCCUUCGCGUCUUGCGCUUGACCCGGCUGAUGCGGAUCAUGAGGUUGGCCCGUUCGAUCACGACGUUUGAUUCGCUCUAUCUCAUGACCACAGCUCUCUAUGGAAGCAUGGUGGCUUUGAUGUGGGUUGUCGCUUUUCUGUUCCUUGCGCAGACACUCUUUGCCCUCUUGCUCACAAACAUUGUUCAGGACUUCUACCUGACCUCAUCUGGUGAUGAAGAACUCUUUCAGGCACCUCACGAAAAAGAGGAGGUGUUCAAGUACUUUGGUACGUACUGGAGAUCAAUGGUGUCCCUCUUUGAGCUGAUGCUGGCCAAUUGGCCUCCGAUCUGCCGGAUGAUGAUGGAAUCGAUGCACGAGGGGUGGUCUGUCUUUGCCUUGGGUUACAAGCUGUUCAUGGGCGUCGCUGUAAUCGGCGUCAUCAUGGGUGUGUUCACUCAAGAGACGUUCCGGGCUGCUGAUACCGAUGACCAACUCAUGAUCAGGAGGAAGGCGAGCCAAGCGAAAACCCACAGCACCAAAAUGAAGUCCCUUUUCCAAAAGAUGGCCAAGAACGGCAAAGACAGUAAUGUUGACGCAGCGUUGUUCCAGCAAGUUCUGAAGAGUCCAGACAUGCGGCUAUGGUUGAAGGCGAUGGACUAUGAUGUGAAUGAUGCCAGCUUGCUAUUCUAUUUAAUCGAUAAGGACGGUGACGGAACUCUUACAGUUGACGAACUCAUCGAGGGGAUGGCAGCAUUGAAGGGUAGUGCUCGUAACAUCGAUGUCAAGGUGCUGAUGCGGCAAAGCCGUUUUGGCAUUUUACAGGGGCAGGCAGUGAAUCGCAUGACCGCCGCCGAGGCUCUUAGGCUAGUCGAGACGACGGGACUGAAUCACAAGGAUUUGGUUGAUCUUUUGUGA